AUGGCGACGGGGCAGCACGGACUCGCUUCUCUCCGGCGAACCAGCAGCGUAGCCAAUUACGCCAAUAGUGCGGGGUCGCGGCAUCGAAGAUCGUUCUCAACAAUCCCGCCGUCACGGUCCAACGAGAUACUACAGACGACUCGCCCAACACGCUCCCCGCAGCCGCCGGCCGGGAUGGCGUCCACAUCAGAUGUGGACAGGACGUCGGAUCUAAGCGCGAAGGGCAUGACGGCUUCUUCCGGGAUCUCGUCACAACAUAGUUCACUAUCCGCCAAUGCACAGCCCCGCAACGAUGGCGCGGGGCGCCGGCGCCGGAGGCUGCGCUCGCAAUACCCGCGCGGGAGCAGCGAGCAGCACGUGGAAUAUAUCCUCGUGGCGUCCUUCGAUAUCGACCGCGGCCCCGUGAUGGAACACCAAUACCCGGUGGCCAUCACCGGCGACGAGCACAUGCUCGCCGAGCUCAUGCUCCCGGACCAAGCCCACGUAAGGAACCAGGAUUGGACCAUCUUCUUCCUGCACAAAGACACAAGCCAAGAGGAGGAUGAUGCAGAACGGCGGGCCAAGCAGGAGAGGCGGGCCCGGCGGAACAGAAAGCGUGAUCGGGCUAAGGGUAUAAUACACGAGUCGGACGACGAGGACGACGAGGCCGGGGGGCUUGACGACGACGAAGACGACUGGGACGAUGACGUGUCAACCGAUAGCGAGCCGGAAGGCGGCGAGGGCCCGCCACUGGUUUAUGUGCUCAACCUCGUCAAUACAAAACAGGACAAAACGGUGAAAAGAGGUGCGGUGGUAAAGGCGAUGGCGAUAUGCACCCGGCACCCCUUCCUGCAUAUAUACAAGCCGCUUUUGUUGCUAGCACUAGAAGAGUAUUUCAAGUCUCCGGUGCCCGAAACGCUGGCAAUGCUCUACAAUGCCGUCAACGAAAUGGAUCUGUCACUGAUGCCGAAGCUGAGCCAUCUCGAGAGACAUCUCUUGCAGGCCAGUGACAACAAGGAUCUGUUCGUCGAGAAAUUCGAGCAGAUGAUCCAGGCCCGGAUCGCCGAAGAAGCGGGAGGGGAGGACGUCCUCCAGCCGUUCGACGCCAGCAACGAGCCGCCCAAGCGGCCAAGCAUCUUCCGGUCAGGCUCCCGGGCGCACAUUGAAGGCCACGCGGCCUACGUGGUACCCAGGGACACGCAUGAGUUCGAGAGCAAGGUCAUGUACAAAGGGAUCCCCAUUCCGAUCAAGGUUCCCGUGGCCGUCAUGCCCGAGAUCGUCGGCGACUUCUCCCUGAUCAAGCUGAUCCAGAACUUCUCCGACCCUCAUACCAAAUCGCCACAAGCCUUUCCCCUACACCCUCAUCUCACGACAAACGGGCCCAACACCCAUCCCAUCAUCGUGCUCAUCAACGCCCUUCUGACGCAGAAGAGGGUCAUCUUUCUGGGACACAACAUGCCCUCCGGGGAAGUGGCCGAGGCGGUUCUCGCGGCGUGUGCGCUGGCGUCGGGCGGCAUCCUCAGGGGCUUCACGCGGUAUGCGUUCCCGUAUACGGACCUGACCAAGAUCGACGAUCUCCUGAAGGUGCCCGGGUUCAUCGCGGGCGUAACAAACCCGACGUUCGAACACCAUCCGGAAUGGUGGGAUCUGCUCUGCGACCUGCCGACGGGGAAGAUGAAGAUCAGCAGCAAGAUCGAAGCCGCUCCCAUCACGGAAGGGCUCGUGUACUUCCAGCAACAGAACCCCGCGUACGCAAACCUAGUCCAUAAUUCGUCCAGCAGCGGAUCCUCCUCCAACGACCUGACGGGCGAUGCCGCGUUCAUGGCGGACAUUCUCCGGAGCAUCUCCACGCGGGCGGGCGAGCGAGUGAUCCGCGCCAAGUGGCGGGCGUGGGUGCUCAAGUUCACUCGCAUAGCCGCUGCGUUCGAGGAGAGCGUCUACGGCGCCAGCGCGCUGUACAUCGGCAGCGACGAGCAGGAGGCCCGUCUAGCGGGCGCCCACGGACACGGCUACGUGUGGGUGGACGAGGCGACCAAGGCGAAGGAGCUGGCGGGGAAUGUGACGAGGAUUGAGGGCUGGCGGAACACGAGGAGCUACUACAGCUUUAUCCAGGACGUCGCCCAGUUGUACACGAUCCGCCCGCUCAAGGGCCUCGACCUGGCGCAUCUCCACGACCGGCUCCGCGCGCAGCGGCUCACGCCGGCGCAGAGCAAGGAGAUCUACGACACACUGGCCAAGUACGUGCGCUCGUACGACGAGAUCUGCCUCCUCCUGAGCGUCGCGCCCGAGUCGCAGGCGGGACUCUUCUACAUCGCCCUCGGCCUGUUCCACAAGGAUCGCGACGUGCGCUUUAAGACGGCCGAGCUACUAGAGCGCGUCGCCGAGCACGAGGCCGGGCGGCACUGGUGGCGCGCGCUGAGCCGCUUCGAGAAGCUGGCCUAUGUGCGCAUCAAGCGCGAGGCCGAGGCCGAGAUGAAGGCCAAGCUGGAGAAGGAAGAGAGGGACGGGUUUAGUCCCGUUGAGAGGAGGAUCAGUUGAGUGAAAGGGGUGGAUUGAGUGAACUCACUUGGGUAGCAUCGGGCGCGUGAUUGGGAUACUACUAGUGAUUAGAAUCAUGGAUUUGGGUUGGCAUUGGGGCUGGCUCCUCACCAUCCGAUUCUUUUGCAUGUAGGGGGGCAAUGAAGUGAGUGAUGGGUGAGGUAUACCUACCUUACUUAUGUACCUGGUUAGAGUUUGUGUUUCUUCUGGGCUUAUUCUGGCCGUUUCAGAGUUGCUUAAAAUACCCCAUUUUCCGACCUCAAUCGAUAUACCCUCAUCCGCCGCCCUCUUUGAACCGAGCGUCAG
Messenger RNA from Chaetomium strumarium, 2823 nucleotides. RefSeq names its product docking domain of Afi1 for Arf3 in vesicle trafficking-domain-containing protein. Gene Ontology annotation, cellular component: plasma membrane. The coding region runs from base 1 to 2517 and encodes 838 amino acids. Gene Ontology annotation, biological process: actin cortical patch localization. The record is from RefSeq and is a predicted model, not a curated record. NCBI's taxonomy places the organism in Eukaryota, Fungi, Ascomycota, Sordariomycetes, Sordariales, Chaetomiaceae. The transcript has 3 exons.